UCAGGCGGGCUGUGCUUCAUCGAGGAUGGAGCACGAGGGACAAAUCUGUAUGUAAGCAACGUAGCUGUGGAGACGGAGAGAGCACAUCCACGCAACAUUUGACAGCGGAUCAUGAUAAACGCUUUUCUGGAAACGGAUUUCGUGGGAAACUGAAUUUCGCUGGGAAGGCAGAGGAAAGCAAAAUCAUGUGAAACAUUCGAAUUGCUUCUGGAUAGUCCUGACUUUUGUGACAGAAUGGAAUUACGCUGGACUUUCGAGUUGAUCACUUUCUUCAUCUGCAGUCAAAGGGACUGAAACAUUGUCUUCUGCUCAGCCUGCUGUCGCAAACAUCUCCUGUGCAGUUGGUAGCAUAGCAGGAGAGGGAAUGGCCAAAAUCUGCACAGAGCAAUCGUACUCCACCCGCAGGUCUGCUUUUACUCCAGAGCCGGACCCCGAGUGGGUUGAUAGAGAAGACAGGUGUUAUUCAUCACAUGGAGCUUUGGGCAGGAUAUCUCGGUUUGUGCUCAGACAUGGAGGUGUAUCACAAAGGAAAAAAACUGCAAAAAGCAGUUCAAUAACGGAGGGCUCUGAAGAUGUUCCGGAACAGGGUGGGGAAAGCUGGGACAACAGGGAAGGUGAAGAUAAACUGCGAAAGAGAAACCACAACAGGAAUAGUGGUCACUGGCCUCUUGCUACACUAAAUAUGAAUAACUGCAACAACACAGAUGACAAACCAAAGGAUAACAAGGAGAUAAAGAAAGAUGACAAGAAAGAGGACGUAAAAAAGGACGAAAAGAAAGAUGAGAAGGUGGAGAAAAAAGAUGACAAAAAGGACGAGAAAAAGGAUGAUAAAAAUGAUGCAAAAAAGGAUGACAAAAAAGACGACAAAAAAGAUGACAAAAAGAAGGAAGACCCACCAAAAGAAUAUUGGAUAAUGGACCCUGCUACAGAUAUGUACUACCACUGGCUUACUAUUGUAGCAAUACCUACCUUCUACAAUUUGAUGAUGCUCAUCACCAGAGCAUGCUUCAAUGAGCUGCAGGAUAAUUACACCAUGCUGUGGAUUGCCCUGGAUUAUACAUCAGAUGUUAUCUACUACAUUGACACCUUUGUCAGAUCCAGAACAGGUUUUCUGGAGCAAGGCUUGCUGGUGAAAGAUCAUAAGAAGCUAUUGGAACACUACAAAAAAACACCACAAUUCAGAUAUGACCUGAUCGCAAUGAUACCAACAGAUGUAUUUAUGUUUUAUGUGGGCAUAAACAAUCCUGAAUUGAGAUUUAAUCGUCUUUUCAAACUGUCUCGACUCUUUGAGUUCUUUGACCGAACUGAGACGAGGACGAACUUUCCCAAUAUCUUCCGCAUUGGCAACCUUGUACUCUACAUCUUAAUUAUCAUUCACUGGAAUGCCUGCAUCUUUUUUGCUAUCUCCAAAACACUUGGCUUUGGGACAGACACUUGGGUCUACCCCAACAUCAGUGAUCCUGAAUAUGGCCGCCUGGCAAGGAAGUAUAUUUACUGCUUAUACUGGUCCACGCUCACUCUAACAACCAUCGGAGAGACUCCACCUCCUGUUAGAGACAUUGAGUACUUGUUUGUUGUUACUGACUUUCUUAUUGGUGUGCUUAUAUUUGCCACUAUUGUUGGUAAUGUUGGUGCCAUGAUCUCCAACAUGAAUGCUUCACGUGCUGAAUUCCAGGCCAAGAUUGAUUCCAUUAAGCAGUACAUGCAGUUCCGUAAGGUCACUAAAGAUCUAGAGGCUCGUGUUGUGAAGUGGUUUGACUACCUUUGGACUGAAGAGAAGACUUGUGAUGAGAAAGAAGUGCUUAAGUACCUUCCAGACAAGCUAAAGGCAGAGAUUGCCAUCAAUGUCCAUUUGGAAACUCUGAGAAAGGUUCGCAUAUUUCAGGACUGUGAGGCAGGCCUGCUCAUUGAGCUGGUGCUCAAGCUUCAACCUCAGGUCUUUAGCCCUGGAGACUACAUCUGCAAGAAGGGUGACAUUGGCCGUGAAAUGUAUAUCAUCAAAGAAGGUAAGCUAGCUGUGGUAGCAGAUGAUGGUGUCACACAGUUUGUGGUACUCAGUGAUGGUGCCUACUUCGGCGAGAUCAGUAUCUUGGGCAUCAAAGGUAGUAAGGCUGGAAACCGUAGAACUGCCAACAUUCGUAGUGUGGGCUAUUCAGACCUCUUUGCCCUCUCUAAAGAUGAUCUCAUGGAGGCCCUGACUGAAUAUCCAGAUGCCAAGCAGGCUCUGGAGGAGAAAGGCAGGGCCAUUCUGAUGAAGGAUGGCUUGAUUGAUGAGACAGCAGCCAAAGCAGCAGAUGCUAAAGACCUAGAGGACAAGGUGGCUAUGCUUGAGACAAAUCUUGAGGUGAUGCAGGCCAAGCUUACACGCAUAACAGCAGACUGGGCAGCCAGCCAGGGCAGGAUCAAGCAGAGGAUCAGCAACAUGGAAGCCAGAGUGAAAACACUCAGGGAGGAUGACCUGUCUGAGGUAGUAGAGGAGAAGAAAGACUAAUAGUUCUAUGAAGUUCUGUUACUAUUCUUACUUUACAGUAGAUCUCAAGGUUGGAACUUGCAUGAAAAUACAGAAAUACAAUUACCAAAAAUCUUAAAUGGAUAGUAACUGCCGAGCACCCAUUAUACAACUUUAAAGAACUCUAUUUUAUUUUAAAAAAAAUGGAGAUCUAUGGAGUGCUUGGCUGGAUAUUAGUUAUUGGGUUGACUAUCAUUUAUGCUCUGAAGAACUGCAUUUUAUAAAAGUGAAAAUGUCUCAGAAUGUGUUGCAUUAUACUGCAUUUACAAAGUGUAAUAUUAUACUAGGAAUACAAAUUUCCUGAGCUUGGUGGAUGCAAUCAAAGCUGGCUCCUUCAGUUGUUCUUAAUUUAUGACAAUUUUAUGAGAAUUUCAUGACACCUUAUGUAAACAUACACAUGCAUAAGACAAUUUUGGGGAUUUAAGUCUCUAAUAUUUGCCAUGUCAAACAUAUGCCUUUUUUAAGCAAGAAAAGAAAAGAAAAGAAAAAAUGCACAGCAUCAGAGACUUCUCACAUCUAAACUCAGGGCAAAUUGUUUAAUAUGUGAGCAAUCAUAUUUUUAGACAGAGACUGUGUUUACUUUUAGCAGGGAUCCAACUUCAGAUUGUCUUGUUUGAAUAAAUACUAAAUAAAAAUGUAUCUGCAUUUGUCAUUUGUUUUAGCAACAGGUAUAGUUCAAAGGAGAAAUAUCAAGCUAUGCAAUCUGAGAGUUAAUAGUGCACAAGUACUUUUAGUUUUAAAAUAAGUCCCUUUACAUUUAAUAAAUCUUAUGACAUUUUAAUCAACUUGGAAAUAAGUAAUUAUACUGUCAGACAUAAGCAGUUCAUUUUACCAUGUGCACACAAGUGACAUGCAUGUAGUAGUAGAGGUGAUAAAGAAACCUUCAAAUAUUGUGAGAAUUCUUCAAAACACACAACUAUAAAACAAACUUUGGGAAAAGUAUCUGUGUUGAUUAACAGCAUGCCGCAGAACAUUCUGACUAAGUUUCUGUCAGCUUUAUAUUUUCAUUCGUUUUUACUACAUUUUGAAGAAACAUUACAGGUUCACUUAUCAGUAAACCAAAUGGAACCAGGAACCAAGAGAACAUUAAUUGAAUGAAUUACAGUUUUUAUAAUUAACUCUCCAGUUUUUCUCUCCACACUUUAAAAGCCUUUGACAAUGGAUUGAAAAUCCUUUUGGUAUGAAAACAAAAUAUCUAAAGUUAAUUUAUAUGAUUUUUGGGACUUCUGCGAAAAGUUCAUUUAUGGGGCCAAAAUUAAAAAUGUAACCAUUGUUUCAUUUGUUAUAAGCACACCUACUCACCUAAUACAGCAAGUGAGAUUUUCUAGUUUAAAGACUAGGAAAACCACUGUGGGUUAUAGAGGGAUCUUUGUUCACAAUCAAAAGAAAUGACGAAUCACUCAUUGGGCCUGAUUAAACUUGCUCUUAAUAAACCAGACUGACUAAUUCUCUGUAGAACUCUAAAUUUCUCUAGAAGAAUUUCACACCAAACCAUUCAAAAUGACUUUAUUUACAUAUGCUAACCAUACACUAGAAGACUGAAAAGACUGAAAUCUGACACCCUCUAACAUCUAAAGACAAUGUCGAGAGUGUUUAGUCACAGUCCUCUGCACAUU
Colossoma macropomum (tambaqui) is the source of this 4125-nucleotide messenger RNA. Its product is annotated as cyclic nucleotide-gated channel cone photoreceptor subunit alpha. Bases 365 to 2491 code for a protein of 708 amino acids. The transcript is spliced from 9 exons. Lineage: Eukaryota; Metazoa; Chordata; Actinopteri; Characiformes; Serrasalmidae. Gene Ontology annotation, molecular function: protein-containing complex binding; intracellularly cGMP-activated cation channel activity; cGMP binding. Gene Ontology annotation, biological process: monoatomic cation transmembrane transport. The record is from RefSeq and is a predicted model, not a curated record. Gene Ontology annotation, cellular component: intracellular cyclic nucleotide activated cation channel complex; plasma membrane.